Somion occarium is the source of this 1809-nucleotide messenger RNA. The record is from the annotation of a GenBank genome assembly. Lineage: Eukaryota; Fungi; Basidiomycota; Agaricomycetes; Polyporales; Cerrenaceae.
GGGUGUUUCAAUUAUCACUGUUGACGUAGCUUGUCCUCGCCGUUUACUUUGAAUCAUGGCCAGUCCACCGCUGAACGGUACAAGCAAUAGGCCAUCCUUUGACAGUGACAGACUAAACUCUCCGCCACCAAUAGCAAACGGCACGGCUGAUGGGCAGGACUAUGAAGACCUCGAAGGUCUCGACCCAAUUCAACGUCUGCAGCGGGAAUUGGAACGAACGAGAGAGGAGAAGGAUAAUCUAGCAGCGCAGUAUCGGAAUCUCCUCGCGAAGCUGACUACUAUGCGUACUACACUUGGGAACAAGCUGAAGCAGGACGCCGUACGUUGAAGAGCUCGACCGACAAGAGCAACUGGUGCAGCAGUUGACAGCACAGAACGAAGAUCUUGCAGAUACCGUUGAGACUCUGAAGUCAGAGCUCAUAUCCUCGAAUGAGGAGGCAGACCGCUCUUCGAGAGAGCUGGAGGCAAUGCGGAGCCGAGCAUUGCAAGAGAAUGCACAAGAAGCGUUCCUGAGAGAACGUGAACUACGAGACCUACAGGGCGAAUUGGAACAAUGCAGAAUGGAACGAGACGAAUGGGAACAGAAGGCUUUACAAGAACAUGUGGCUGCAGAUGAGGCUAAGACCGCGUUGGAAAGUCUACGAAGGGAUUUGGAGAUUGAGCGUGAAGCCCGAGUACAGGAAUCCACGGAACUCCAAGUUGAGCGAGAAAAGACAACAAACCUUCAGUCGGUUCUUGAGGACUUCCAAACCGCGAAGGAUCAUGAGGUACAACAGGCUGUCAAAGGGUACGAAACACAGCUCUUGCAAGUUACUCAGAGUUUAGCAGAGUUCAAGCAUCGAGCGUUGACCGCUGAGCUUCAACUCGAGGAGACAUCAUCCAACUCCUUACGGCUACAUGAGCUCGAAAAGGAUCUGAAGGAUAAAACUCUUCUCAAUAACAAACUCAGACAUGAAGCGGUAAUAAUGAACGAACACCUUAUGGAAGCCCUUCGCCGGCUACGGCGUACUUCGAAUGACACCAACGUCGAUCGCCGUCUCGUUACAAAUAUUAUCCUUCAAUUUCUCACUAUACCACGGGCAGACUCGAAACGUUUCGAGAUUCUCUCCUUACUCGCGACCAUUCUCUCAUGGGAUGAUGACGAACGAGAAAAGGCCGGCCUGCAACGUAAGGGCGGUGCUGUUGCGACUUUAGGAUCUUCCAUAUGGGGUCGAGCUAGCAGUCCGAAUAGUAAGGGAAAAACUCCAGAGUUGGAAAAAACUGACGAGACGGAGUCAUUCUCACGACUCUGGGUCGAGUUCCUACUUACCGAAGCAGCGGCAGGGGAAGGUACAUCGCCACCAAAGUCACCUAGCGCACGUACGAACAACUCCCUUCCAGGGACACCAACACGUCCGUCGCGUUUGUCACCAAAUUCACUCAAAACGGGAACCCGUCUACCGUCGUUCACGUCAGCAGCUAUGGCUAGUUCACCCAACCUCCUCCUGAAAUCUCCACCACGGAAGGGGAAGGAGAGGGCGUUGGAUGCGGAUUCGUGAGACAUGCUGAUAUACUUAGUGGUGGCUUCUUUAGGUUUGGUGGAUUAGAGUACGGACCGUUAACUUCAUUAUUGCAUAUCUUUCCGUUAUCUGUAUCGCACUCAUUGGCAUUUAUUGAUACCUCGCAGUUCCUGUCGUCCUUUUGAGUUUCGACUGCUCCCAAAUAACUAUCCUUCAGCUCAAAUACACAAUCAAGGAUAGGUAUUGCAUGUCUUCACGUCGACGCUACGUGGUCCGUGCGCACAGCACCAAAUAUAUAAACCUCAUCCCG